Molecule: messenger RNA, 675 nt
Organism: Arctia plantaginis
Lineage: Eukaryota; Metazoa; Arthropoda; Insecta; Lepidoptera; Erebidae
Source: the annotation of a GenBank genome assembly
AUGUCAGCUCAAAGCGAUGGGUAUGUGGAACACCGUCUAGAACACUAUAAACAGAGGUAUAGUUGGGACUGUGGAGUCUCAUGUGUCAUCAUGUUGCUGUCCGAAGAACAAAGAACAGAGAUGCUGGAAAACUUUGACCGCAUAUGCCAGGAGGAGGGUUUCAACCAGUCUACCUGGACAAUUGAUCUGUGCUAUUUGUUAAAAAGGUUUGACAUACAACAUGUUAUGUAUACUGAAUUGCUUGGAGUGAACGAGAGCUAUAAGAAACAGGGGUACUACAAUAAGAUUAUUGACAUGGAUCGAGACCGCGUCCUCCAACGGUUCGACGCUGCAGUCUCCGCUGGAAUCGUAGUCGAGCAGCACUCUCUCACUUCUGAGGAGCUGGUAGCACACCUCAGUCGACACGGUCCGGUUGUGGUAUUGGUAGACUCGGGACUGCUCGUGUGUGAUCUCUGCAGACACAACAAGAUUAAGGCUGAAUUCAGACGGUGUUUCGGUGGCUCGUAUUCGGGCCACUACGUGGUGGUGGUGGGGUACAGUCGCGGCAAGUUGUUGUACCGCGACCCGGCUCUAUCGCCACGUCUUUGUGCCGCGUCGCCCGCGCGACUCGCUCGAGCCGCCCGCGCGAAGGGAACCGACCACGAUGUUAUACUCGUUUAUAACGACUACAGAUGA